AUGAAAUUCCAUUGGAAAGAACAAAGUAAAUAUGUUGCUGAAUACCACACCGAUACAGUUGAGUUUUGCUCAGAUGGGUCAAUGGCUCUGUGUGGCAGUUAUGAACUAAACAGUGAUACCCAAGAGCGUUUCGGUGGCUUACUGUUAUUCAGUCGAGUUUCAACUGAUUAUCAGUAUGUUUUAUCGAGUAAUAUAUCGUGUUCUGGUGUAUUAGAUAUAAGUUGGCUAAAUGGUAAUGUCGCAAUCGGUGCAUUGGCAAAUGGUUCAACAAAACUAUGGAACUGUACUAUUGAUGGUCCCUCGCUAAAUGAAUUAAUAGAUUUUCCAGUAUCUGAUCAUAUUCUACUAUCUGUCGAUACGAGUUCGGAUAGAUUUGUUUUCAGUGAUUCAGGUGGGAAUAUUAGUGUGUGGAAGAUCGACACAUCAUCCUGUUCAAAUCCUCAACCAAUUAAUAAGUGGCCUGGACAUGAGUUUGAAGCUUGGUGUGCAUGUUUAAAUAAAUGGAACAGUGAAAUAGUCUUCACAGGUAGUGAUGAUUCAAAAUGUUGUGUCUGGGAUCUACGUGAAGGAUGUAAAAAGCCGUUGAAUAUCAUCAGACAUAGUGUGGGUGUUUGCAGCAUUCAAAAUUAUCCUGACGUAGAUUAUUCCAUUUCUACCGGAAGUUACGAUGAUACUUUGUAUUUAUGGGAUUUACGUAUGAUUCAUUCUUCUGACAAGGUCACCAAUACUACCACUACUCCUUUACAGAAAUGUCAGUUCGAUGGUGGAGUUUGGCGUCAUAAAUGGGGUCCACAAAAUUAUGUUAUAGUCAGUGCAAUACAUGAUGGUUUCGCUGUUGCACAUCUACCAUUACGUUCACCUUUUAAUCACAAAGCAGAUGAAGAGGAUUCUGUAUAUAAAUUUCGUUCGACCAAUGGACAAUUAGCCUAUGGUAUUGACUGGUCAUUCAAUCAUAAAACUAACCAGUCGGAAAGUAAUUUUAUAAAAUCAACUGUAGUUUGUUGUUCAUUUUAUGACAAUACUAUAGAAUUCGGUGAACUUAUUAUUAAGUUAUAAAUCACUAUUUAUCUGAACUCAAUCAAAUAUUGUGUUUGUGUACAAAGUAAACUGAUAGCUGGGUAUUUGUAUUUAUAUUUCAUAUUAUUCUUUGUGUAUAGCUAUUCAUGUUAAUUAAUUGUUUUGUGUUCUGAUCUUAUACCAAAAGGUAUUUUAAUUUGUAAGUGUUGAAUGACUGUCCAAAUUUUAUGUGAAGUACAAAUGAUAUUUCAUAAGAAUUUAGUGAGUGGUGGGCUUGGCAAUUCUUGAAAUUAUCGGGACGAAUUUUAACUCGUUUCUAGCUAAUCAGCUAACAUUUGUUUCAGUUGAAUAGUUUAUAGGGAAGAACAAGAAUGUUAGGAAGAUUUUACAUAAUGAAUCUACUGAAGUCUUCCAUAGAUUUUUAAGAAAAAAUGACAAAGAUGUUUGUCUAUGGAAAAUCUGUCUUCCUGAGUUCUUGUAAGAACACAAAAGAGUUUCCCACAUUGUUCUUGGUUAGAGUUACGGAUUGGAUUUGUGUUGGAUUUCUGUCAGUCAGCCAUGUGGAACGAGAAUCUAACACAUCAGUGUAUUGGUUCAGGUUGCCACACCACAUUAGCAUAGCGAGAUAAAGUUAUCAAGAAAAAUUUCAGAGCAGAAGUAGUGGAAAAGAUCAGGUAUAGAAAAAGGAAGAAAAUAUAUAAGGAAAUUUUGGGAUUCAUGGACUGAGGGAAUAUAAAGAGUGAACACACCUGUGUCACUUCAAACAAUCCUGAACCAAGUCACACGAAGCCUCUAACCAUUGGUUACGAUAAUCACAUGAACCACAACCAAGUAGUCUGCAUCU
Schistosoma mattheei is the source of this 1861-nucleotide messenger RNA. NCBI's taxonomy places the organism in Eukaryota, Metazoa, Platyhelminthes, Trematoda, Strigeidida, Schistosomatidae. The record is from the annotation of a GenBank genome assembly.